This is a messenger RNA of Naumovozyma dairenensis CBS 421, 342 nucleotides long. RefSeq names its product tubulin-binding prefolding complex subunit GIM4 (gene GIM4). Gene Ontology annotation, molecular function: protein folding chaperone. Gene Ontology annotation, biological process: protein folding. Lineage: Eukaryota; Fungi; Ascomycota; Saccharomycetes; Saccharomycetales; Saccharomycetaceae. The coding region runs from base 1 to 342 and encodes 113 amino acids. The transcript has a single exon. Gene Ontology annotation, cellular component: cytoplasm; prefoldin complex. The record is from RefSeq and is a predicted model, not a curated record.
AUGGAAACUCAACAACGAGACAAUGUGUUCCAAUUGAAAUACAAUGAAUAUAAACAAACUUUGGAACAAUUACAAUCUAAAGUCAUCGAAUUAGGUAACGAUAAAGAUGAACAUGAUAUAGUAUUAGAUACUUUGAAAACUGCUGAUCCUGAAAGGAAAUGUUAUAGAAUGAUUGGUGGUGCUCUUGUAGAAAGUAACGUUAAGACUACGUUACCUAUAUUGCAAACUAAGAGACAAAAUUUACAAGAUGCUGUGAAUACAAUGAGAUCAGAAUUGAUUAAAAUUGCUGAAGAAUUUGAUAAAUGGAAAAAGGAUAACAAGAUUCAAGUCGUGCAGCAAUAA